This is a messenger RNA of Caenorhabditis sp. 36 PRJEB53466, 2869 nucleotides long. The record is from the annotation of a GenBank genome assembly. Lineage: Eukaryota; Metazoa; Nematoda; Chromadorea; Rhabditida; Rhabditidae.
AUGGAGGAGGAACUCCAGCAAUUGCGCACAAAUGCGUCUUCAGAUCUGAUGACGGAUGAGGUGAGCUUAGGAGAUUUGAGAACAAAAUCUGCUGUGAGCAACAAGCUUUUCAGGAUUUCAUCGCCACCAUUGAAUCGAUGGGAGUGGAGGCUCAGGAACGAGAGAUCAACGACUUGUUGAGUGAGUUGUCAAAGGACUCAGCAACCAGGGAUAUAGUUGGAAUGAGGUACCGUGAAAAGUGUAAAAGAAGGCAUCCUCAAUACUGUUCAUUCAAGACGAUAUGUCUCAACUUUUGAGUACUGGGGUGCCCUUCUAUUGCAGUUUUCACGGUAUCUUCAAACCCCAAAACCCCAAAACUACCGAACCGUUGAGCAGAAAGCAGAGAGACCCAAGAAAACACCUUCUGUUUACCAAUUGGAUUACCGUUUUGAACGGUCUCGCCCGCCCGUUCUCCCCUCCCCUCGCCCAUUCUUUUGCCCCCACAAAAAAGAUUUCUGUUACCCGGACUCUGCAAAGUACACACUGCUCGUUUCCCCUUUUCCCAGAACUUUCUCUCCCUCUUUUUCAAAAGUAAACCAUUCCAGAAGCGAUGCACGAGAACCGAAUCGUUUCCUGGGACGAAGCAGAGCGUAUCUUGAUGGAAACCGAUCAGACACCCGUGAGUUCAACUUUAAUUUAUAUAGUCAAUGCUCUUUUUCGCUCUUGUUCAGAUCAAAUGCAGUUUGCCAGAGCAGACGCGACCCACAGAGCCUGACAAUGAGGUGGACGUGGACCAAUGUAUCAGAAAACUGCUGGACAAUGAUCCGUCGCUCAAAGAGAUCAAUCUGAACAACAUGAAAGUGAGUGCCACGUCAUCUAGAGCCAAACAUUAUGUCCACCGUCUGCAGAGAACCCCAGUGCCAGCAAUCAAACGACUUCUGGAAGCACUCGCGUACAAUGAGCACUGCGAAAGAAUCUCAUUGGCCAACAUGGGAUUGUACGAUCAUGACAUCAAUGUGAGCUAUCGAGCAAAUGCAAUCGAAAAAGAACAUUACUUUCAGGUCCUUGUUCCAGUCAUCGAGAUGAAUCAGGCAAUCAAAAAAGUGAACUUGGAGACGAAUUACUUGAGUGGUUGGCCGAAAACAUUGGAAAGAAUAGAAGAGAAACAGGCAGAUUUCAGGAGAUUUCUUUGCAAAACUGUUCAAAGCGGCUUUGGUGAACGAGUCAGUCGAGGAGAUCAAAGCGGUGAAUCAGGGAGUUUCGUUCUCGACUCAAUCCGAAAAAGAGAUCAUCGACGCGAUUGUGAAGAACCACGGACUCACCAAGAUCUCCAUCAAUUUCCGAUUACCCGAGGGCCGACACAAAGUGGAGAAUGCCACGUUACGCAACGGAGAACUUAGUGAGUAGCUGACAAAUGGUCUAAAAGCACACCGCACGUUUCAGAGCGGAUAAAACGACGAGAAGCCGCUCAGAAAGCUCGCCUUGAAGCGGAAGAGCUGGCCAAGAAUCCAGUGGUAACCGUGAUGCUUACAGGCGGACAUUUGAACUGUGAACUUAAAUUUCAGCCGAAGCUGGCGCCGGAACCAAAAAAAGAGCCGGAGCCGAAGAAGAUUGCUCCGAAGGUUCGUUUGACUGUCUUCUGAUGAGCAUGGCGUGCCGAUGUAAAUACUGAAUAACACACUCUUUCGAUAAUAUAAUGAUUUCUCCCGGUUUGAUGUGAUUCCUUCGAUUAUACAAUACAUUGUCUCUUUUUGUCUUUGUCUGUUUUUUCAGGUUCCUGUCAGUUGUCUAUUGUCAACUCAAUGUUGAUUGCAGUCGUUCAUGUUCCAUUUCUAGUACUUUUCUAUUCAAUUUCUUCUUCUAGAUCCCUCCAGCAAUGCCAAAAUCGCUUGUUUCGCCCGAACCCAAACCUUCGCUCAACUCACUCCCCAAGACUCCUCCUGUCGUCGCCACGGCCCCUCCAAAGUCUACUAUCCUAAUGAAGCAGCUCUCGUUCCAAAGAGCAAGCAGAGAAUCGGAAGAGGACACGGAGCUGGUGGCCCCUCCGCCGGUCCCCGAGCCCCCGAAGAAGCUCGCGAUUCCGACGACUUUUAUGAAGAAGGAAGAGGUUCCGACGCUUCAGAAAGUUGCGAAAAGGCCGACAAAGCAAUGGGAGCCGAAGAAACAAGAGUCCGAGGAGAAAGAGGAAGUGAAGGAAGAGCCGACUCCGACAAAAGUGGAGAGGAAGCACUGGGAGCCGAAAGUUGCUCCGGCGGUCGAUCAGGGAUACGCUCCAAUGCUCGACGUUUCUGGAAAUGCGGUGCCCGUUGCGCCGAAGCCAAAGCUUGACGGAGCAGCGUUGAAAGUGCGGAGACCUCCGGUGACUGCGAAAAACAUUUGGGAGCAGAGGAUUGCGAAGAUCGAGAGGAAAGAGGAAAAGAAGAAGGAGAAGCCGUUGAUGUCGAUCCAGAAGAUUCGAGAGUUGGAGAAGAAGGAAGAGAUGAAGAAGGAAGAAGACGACCGACUCGAGCAGUUGCUCAAGAAGGAAAAAGAGCCAAAGAGGUUGAAUCUGGAGCACAAGAAGCUGUUCGAGGGCUCAGGAACAGAAGAGAAACCGGUCAGACAUCACGUUCAGAAACUUGUUGCCAAGAAGCCAAACUCCAUUCUGACGUCAUCAGAAGCCACCAAACUGGGAGGAGAAAGAAAGGAAGAGACACGACCAAGUACAGUAAUCCGACGGACUGUCAUGAGGAAGAAGGAGACGGAGCCGAAGGAGAACGAGCACGAUCAGCCGAAAAGGAGACUGGUUCGAAAGAAGAAGGUGGUCGAAGAGACGGCCGAAGAGCCGAAUGGGAACGGAAACGGACAUCCUCGUCACCUGGCAACUGCGCCUCCACAGGCGGUUCAUUGA